Molecule: messenger RNA, 537 nt
Organism: Coniophora puteana RWD-64-598 SS2
Lineage: Eukaryota; Fungi; Basidiomycota; Agaricomycetes; Boletales; Coniophoraceae
Exons: 1
Coding region: 1-537 (178 amino acids)
Source: RefSeq, a predicted model, not a curated record
AUGCGUACGUCACAAUGCGUACAUCACAAGGCGUCGCCGUCGCAUUACGGUAGCACGCCCGCGCUAGCGCUACGCCCGACGCUGUCGAACAGCUCACAUGGUUCUUCCUCUGGAUACGCCUACCACCAUCAGCAGCAGCAGCACUCCGCAGCGGCGUACUCGGUCGGCACGUUCCCGGUGACCAACUCGCAGCGGGAGAGGGAGAAGCUGUGGAAGAAGGGCUGGCUGCUGCAUAUGGGCGAAGGCGUGUUCGAGCUCGUCGAGGAGCCGGUUGCGUACGAGUAUCAGCCGAUGGCAAGGCCGGGGAAGACUUGCAGCUCCAGGAACGCCGCGACCGGGUCCUGGGAUGGCGGGUAUGCCCCUGAUAGCGUAUCCGAGCGCUGCGGACCCUCGAAAAAGUCGUCCCAGUUCUUCGCGACCGCCAGCGCCUUGCCCGCCGAGCGCGACUGGGGCGUGUGUGGUGCGUUCUUGUUUGGCGUCGAUGGCCCUGCCUCAGCCCAGCUCGCGAGCGCGAGCGGGUGCGAGAUGGAUCGUUGA